Molecule: messenger RNA, 579 nt
Organism: Eruca vesicaria subsp. sativa (arugula)
Lineage: Eukaryota; Viridiplantae; Streptophyta; Magnoliopsida; Brassicales; Brassicaceae
Source: the annotation of a GenBank genome assembly
AUGGCGACAAGCUUCAAAGUGUAUUUGAUUAAUCUGAUGUCUUAUUCUCAUAGCAAACUCUAUAUCGAGAGUCUACAACGUUCUGUUAAGGUUCAUCGGAGACGAAGAGAGUGUAUGGUUAAACAGUCCCGGUCCGAUAUUGAUAAUCUCCUUCUUAAUGAUCGCUUACCCGAAGCACUUCCUAAGACGAAGCAUUUCUAUGAGGACGAGAAAAGGUUAUCAGCUUACGAUCAGGUCGAGUACUUCUGCACAUCCAUAUUACGGAAUUUUUCUCUUCUAAAUCGUCAAAGCGAUGUUCAUCUCUUACCAAAAGAAACUAAAGAAGCAAUGGCCGGACUGAUAUUUGUCGCAUCAAGAAUAGGCGGCGAGCUUAAGGAGCUUCAAAUUAUAAGGAGCUUGUUUGUUAAAAGAUUUGGGCUUGAGUUUGACAAAGAUUGUGUAGAUUUGCGUCCAGGACACUUAUUUCAGAUAAUUUGCUCGGACAAUCGGACCUAUAUCUUAUCUGAUGUUGCAGUCAACCAAAAUGGAGAGUCUACAUCAUCAGCUCGUGUUUGGUGUUCAUCUUUCUUUCAUCCGUAA